AUGACCACUAGUUACUUGAUCUAUAAACUUGGAGGUAAAAGUAUUGAGAGGUUUGAAAAGGAGGCUGCUGAGAUGAACAAAAGAUCAUUCAAGUAUGCCUGGAUCCUGGACAAGCUCAAGGCUGAGCGUGAGCAUGUUCGAGACUACCAGAUAUUACUGCACUGGACAUUGAUCCUCGUGAACACCAUGACUUUUGUCAAGAACAUGGUUACUGGUACCUCUCAGCUGGCUCUCUGUGCGAUUCUCAUUAUUGACUCCAUUGCUGGUGGUUUUGAAGCUUGUAUAUCUAAGGACGGACAGACUCAUACUUGA
Messenger RNA from Tripterygium wilfordii, 312 nucleotides. RefSeq names its product elongation factor 1-alpha-like. The coding region runs from base 1 to 312 and encodes 103 amino acids. Lineage: Eukaryota; Viridiplantae; Streptophyta; Magnoliopsida; Celastrales; Celastraceae. The transcript has 2 exons. Gene Ontology annotation, molecular function: GTPase activity; translation elongation factor activity. Gene Ontology annotation, biological process: translation; translational elongation. The record is from RefSeq and is a predicted model, not a curated record.